GUUCCGGAGCCCCGCACCCCCGCGCCCCGCGCGCUCCCCGCAGCCUCGGUGGCGGCCCUCGGACCCGCAGCCAGCUCCGCCUCCCCGCGCCAUGGCCGCCCCCGACCUGUCCACCAACCUCCAGGAGGAGGCCACCUGCGCCAUCUGCCUCGACUACUUCACCGACCCGGUGAUGACCGACUGCGGCCACAACUUCUGCCGCGAGUGCAUCCGGCGCUGCUGGGGCCAGCCCGAGGGCCCGUACGCCUGCCCCGAGUGCCGCGAGCUGUCCCCGCAGAGGAACCUGCGGCCCAACCGCCCGCUCGCCAAGAUGGCCGAGAUGGCGCGGCGCCUGCACCCGCCGUCGCCCGUCCCGCAGGGCGUGUGCGCCGCGCACCGCGAGCCGCUGGCCGCCUUCUGCGGCGACGAGCUGCGCCUGCUGUGCGCCGCCUGCGAGCGCUCGGGGGAGCACUGGGGGCACCGCGUGCGCCCGCUGCAGGACGCGGCCGACGACCUCAAGGCAAAGCUGGAGAAGUCGCUGGAGCACCUUCGGAAGCAGAUGGAAGAUGCGCUGCUGUUCCAAGCCCAGGCCGACGAGACCUGCGCCUUGUGGCAGAAGAUGGUGGAGAGCCAGCGGCAGAACGUGCUGGGCGAGUUCGAGCGGCUGCGGCGCCUGCUGGGGGAGGAGGAGCGGCUGCUGCUGCAGAGGCUGGAGCAGGAGGAGCUGGAGGUGCUGCCGCGCCUGCGGGAGGGCGCUGCCCGGCUGGGCCAGCAGAGCGCCCACCUGGCCGAGCUCGUCGCCGAGCUCGAGGGCCGCUGCCAGCUGCCGGCGCUGGGGCUGCUGCAGGACAUCAAGGACGCCCUGCGCAGGAUCCAGGACGUGAAGCUGCAGCCGCCGGAGGUGGUGCCCAUGGAGCUGAGGACCGUGUGCAGGGUGCCGGGGCUGGUGGAGACCCUGCGGAGGUUUCGAGGGGACGUGACCCUGGACCCGGACACCGCCAACCCCGAGCUGGUCCUGUCCGAGGACCGGCGGAGCGUGCAGCGGGGCGACCUGCGCCAGGCCCUGCCCGACAGCCCCGAGCGCUUCGACCCCGGCCCCUGCGUGCUGGGCCAGGAGCGCUUCAGCUCGGGCCGCCACUACUGGGAGGUGGAGGUCGGGGACCGCAGCAGCUGGGCCCUGGGCGUGUGCAGGGACGACGUCGACAGGAAGGAGAAGGGGGAGCUGUCCGUGGGCAACGGCUUCUGGAUCCUGGUCUUCCUGGGGAGCUACUACAACUGCCCUGAGCGGGCCUUCGCGCCGCUGCGGGACCCUCCGAGGCGCGUGGGCAUCUUUCUGGACUACGAGGCGGGACACCUGUCCUUCUACAGUGCCACUGACGGGUCGCUGCUCUUCAUCUUCCCCGAGACCCCCUUCUCGGGGACACUGCGGCCCCUCUUCUCGCCUCUGUCCAGCGGCCCAAUCCCUAUGACCAUCUGCCGGCCCAAAGCGGGGCCCGGGGACGCCCUGGUGCCCCUGUGACUGGGACCCCACUGGAGGAGUCCCUUUGCUUCUCGGGCCCCUCCUGGCUUCUGGCUGUUCUGGCCACUUGGAGGACCCGGGAGGAGGGAACGUGUCCUUUGAGCCAUGGGAGGAAUGCAGUGCCUUUCUGGACGUGCGUGGGGAAACCUGCGUGCCAGUGCUCUGGGGAACUGCGGGUGGGGUGGGCUCUGUCCCCGCUCCAAGCCGCCAGGUGUCACUUGGCACCAACCAAAGCCUCCAGCCCUGCAGCCUUGGUGGCUCCGGCUUCUGGUUCCAGGAGCUUUGCAGGCCCCGCUGCACCCACGCGGGACCCCAGCUGUGUUGUCCCAGCUCUCUCUGGCCACAGCCCGGUCGGGCCCUGGAAGUCUCGUGUGCCCACCUCUGAGAAGACGCUGGGACGGUCUCAUGAUACAGGAGGACUGGUAGCACCGCUCUGGCUGUGGUCGCUUCAGAAGAACUAGGGGACAGCAGUUGGUCUUGCCGAAGGGAACUGCGUGCAAGUGCCUGAAUAAGGGGCCUGCGGAAAUUGCCCCCGUGCAGAGACUACUAGGCAGGUCCGUGGGGCCGGGAGGUCAGUGUGGGGCUGGGAAAUGACCCUUCAAACCACUGCUGUGUUUCUGAAGCCUUUUCUGAGCGUGUCACUGGCUGGUUUUGCCCUUGCAAAGCCUCCGUACUGGCCUCGGUGGUCGUCCCCAAGAACCCAGGCUCGGCUCUGCUCCGCCAGAGGCUGUGCAGGUCCCACAGGAGGCGGUGCGUGCCGCGGGCCACCUGCCUCGCUGUCCCCACGCCCAGGGCAAGAGCACGGGUUUCCGAGAGCCCGAAGCGGGUGGGAUGCAGGAGUUGGUGCUGUGUUCAGGUUCGGGGUUUCUUCGCCCUUCUCAAGAAGUUCUUGUCUUCGUACCCGUCUUAUUUAUUGGAAGGACGGCGUUCCCCUGGUGAGCAAACUUCAGCCAUCGUCUGUGACCCUGCCGUCCGCUGCUCACCCCAGCGACAGGGUGCUCUGAUGUGCCAGGCCGGACGGGCAGCCGCUUUCCACACUGAAGCAGUGGGGACCCACCGGCUGUGUCCCUGUGUUCUUUGCUCGGACAUGUAUUCAUUCCAUGUAGCUGCCAAAGG
Propithecus coquereli (Coquerel's sifaka) is the source of this 2614-nucleotide messenger RNA. RefSeq names its product tripartite motif containing 11 (gene TRIM11). The record is from RefSeq and is a predicted model, not a curated record. The transcript has 6 exons. Gene Ontology annotation, molecular function: zinc ion binding; protein binding. Bases 92 to 1498 code for a protein of 468 amino acids. NCBI's taxonomy places the organism in Eukaryota, Metazoa, Chordata, Mammalia, Primates, Indriidae.